Molecule: messenger RNA, 837 nt
Organism: Penicillium griseofulvum
Lineage: Eukaryota; Fungi; Ascomycota; Eurotiomycetes; Eurotiales; Aspergillaceae
Exons: 1
Coding region: 1-837 (278 amino acids)
Source: RefSeq, a predicted model, not a curated record
AUGGCCAUGGAUAAUGUAGACCCAGCCGGUCGCGGCUUCCUAGGCGACCUUACACCUUCCGUUCUCCCAGUCUACCAAUAUCGGAACCGGGAGCAGUUACUAAACACUAUCAAGCAAGCAGUCGCGACAGCAAGGAAGACCCCUACCAGUGAAUGGUGUCUUAUCGAACGCGUUAGCAAUUCAAUAUUCACAGAUGAAUUUCUUUUGGCAAAAGAGGGCCCAUUUGCUUCCUGGUCGUCGUAUGACGCCCAGUUAGACCGUGUGUUGUUGAGAAUGACGAAGUUAGAGGCGCAUGAAGUCGCAUCAGAAAAUUUCCAACUCCUACUCUUCGAUGCAAUCACGCCUACGGGGAUGAAACGUUCGCUUAAGUCAACUGGAAGUACGACCAACUAUGCUUCAAUAGGGUGUAAAGAAGCAGACAAGGCGUGGGAGCCAUUUCGCCGCCCACGUGGCCAAUCAAGGGACUGGCCCAGUGCUGUACUAGAAGUGGCUUUCUCAGAGAGUAGAGCCAAGCUACAGUCAGAUAUAAAAUACUGGCUCCGAGCUUCAAGGGGUGAUGUAAAGGUGAUAAUCACGCUCCAAAUCAAUCAAGGCUCCCCCGACAUAGUAAUCGAGAAUUGGGGAACCCAGGGCAACAAAUCCGUCAACGACCUUCACCAAACAAUUCAGAUUUCAAGGAAGGGCGGCAAAAUCAAAACCAGGGGGUCUCCUCUGGUUAUCGAUUUUGAAAAGCUAUUUCUAAGACCGCCCAUGGAACCGAAAGAACGAGAUAUUCAGAUCGACGACGAAGACCUGCAAUGGUUAGCAGAGACUGUUUGGGACAGUCAGGGGAUUUGA